Messenger RNA from Adineta ricciae, 1311 nucleotides. Lineage: Eukaryota; Metazoa; Rotifera; Eurotatoria; Adinetida; Adinetidae. The record is from the annotation of a GenBank genome assembly.
AUGUUUGAUCGACUGCAUUCUAUGUAUUUAGCCACCGGUCUUUUAUGGACGCAAAUAAUUCAAUUUCUAGUGAACAAAAUCUCACCCGGGACGCAAGAUGGAAUGGCGCGCAGAUCGUAUUACGUAAUGAAAUCUGGUCAAGAUACCAAUGCGGGAACAAGUAGAGUAACUGCUUGGUUAACGAUACAAAGAGCAGCGAAUUCAGCGACACCUGGUUCUACUGUCUAUAUUGGUCCUGGCAUUUAUUAUGAAACAGUGACGAUUAACGUAGAAGGAAAUGCACACGAUGGACCAAUUACGUUCACUAGUUUGAUAUCAAACAACGUGCCAAUUAUUUCUGGUAGAAUUUCACAAAAUCCAUCUGCCGAUGAAACAUUCAAUGUCAUCUAUAUUGAAGACAAAAGCUAUUUACGGUUCGUCAAUUUAGAACUAACAAAUUUGAGAGCGGUAGAGUGUAGUGGAGUGAGAAUAAUCGGCCCUGGAACGAAUAUUGAACUUCGAAAUCUCCACGUUCACGAUAUCCGUGGUGGUGGCGAAAACGGCGGUGCAAUGGCGAUUACCGUUUAUAACACAAACCAGAACGCGAGUCGACGACAAGUGAUCGUUGAUAAUUGCACGCUUCAUGAUUGUGAGCCAGCUUGGAGCGAAGCUUUGACUUUCAAUGGAAACGUUGAGGAGAUUCAAGUAACGAACAACAAAGUAUAUAACAUGAACAACAUUGGAAUCGAUUUCAUCGCUGGUGAAAGCUGGGCCGGUAAAUUGGGGGUUCGAAGUGCUCGAUGUGCGAAUAACACAGUUUGGAACAUUCAUUCAGUUUACGAUCAUAGUGCAGCUGGUAUCUAUGUUGAUGGAGCAUCGAAUGUCACCAUAGAACACAACGUAGUGCAUCAUGCAGAUAUGGGAAUUGAAAUUGGUGCAGAGAAUAAAGGUCGAAUGGCUACAAGGGUGAUUGUUCGAAAUAAUUAUCUUCAUCACAACGACAAAUAUGGCUUAGCUUUUGGUGGAUAUGAUUCUCAAUGUGGUACAGUGACAAAUAGUUCAUUUACUGGCAAUCAUCUUGAACAGAAUGAUGCACAUCUGACUGGUGGCGGAGAAAUUUCCAUUUCAUUUGCUUCUGUAGCAAGCCAAAGAGGUGGUUUGAAUAAUCACUUCGAUUAUCAAAAGUACUAUCCGAACGGACGAGGUGCAACAAAAGAAAGUCUAAUCUUCUAUUGGGGACAUAGAGAAUACCAGGGUCUCACUGCAUUCCAAGAGAAUACAAAACAAGAGAUGCAUGCACAGAUCAGUGUUGGUAAACGUGCCUUGGAGUAG